AUGAGGGGAAUCAUCCUAGCAUUUCUGCUCGCUGUGGCAGCGGGCUCUGAACGAUCAGAUAUAGAGCCCAUGUUCAGCCAAAGCAAAACUAUUGUAUAUAACUAUGAGGCUGUUAUUCUGAAUGGACUUCCUGAAAAUGGCUUGGCGCGGUCUGGUAUUAAAGUGAACUGCAAAUUUGAGAUCAAAUCCUUUGCUCAGAGGAUGUAUCUUCUCAAGAUUCAAUCUCCAGAAAUAAAGGAGUACAAUGGUGUGUGGCCAAAGGAUCCAUUUACGCGGUCAUCCAAGUUGACAAAGAUAAUUGCUGACCAGCUUACAAAACCUGUAAAGUUUGAAUACCACAAUGGACGGGUUGGAAACCUCUAUGCCUCUGAUGAUGUUUCAGACACUGUUGUCAACAUUUACAGAGGAAUUCUAAACUUGUUCCAAAUGACCAUCAAAAAGACACAAAAUGUUUAUGACUUGCAAGAGUCAAGCAUUGGUGGAGUCUGCCACACCAGAUAUGUUGUUCAAGAGGACAGAAGAGGAGAUCAAAUCAUUGUAGAUAAGUCUACAGACCUGAACAACUGUCAAGACAAAGUAUCUAAGAAUGUCGGCAUUGCCUUCUUGGAGUCCUGUAUAGCUUGUAAACAUCUGGGAAAAAAUUUACGUGGAACAGCAACAUAUACCUACAAGUUGAAGAAGAGGGAACAAGGCGCUUUUAUAAUGGAAGUUUCCGCACGGCAGAUAUAUCAUUAUUCUCCAUUUGCUGAACUCAAUGGUGCUGCUGUUAUGGAAGCCAGACAAGUAAUAACUUGGGCAGGAACCAAAGGUGGUCAGACGUAUGCACCACAGAUUCAGCUGCAGAACCGUGGUGGGCUUCAUUAUCAGGUGGCUUCUGAGGUGUACCAAAUUCCUAUCCAUCUUAUGAGAACCAAGAGCCCUGAAGGACAGAUAGAGGAAACUCUGCAACACCUGGUACAGAAUAAUCAACAGCAAGUGCACAAUGAUGCUCCAGCCAAAUUUUUGGAACUUACUCAGCUUCUACGUUUAUCAUCUACUGAAGGCCUCCAGGGCAUUUGGAAGCAGUAUUCUGCUAGACCUCAGUACAGACGUUGGCUCUUGAAUGCUAUCCCUGUUGCUGGAACAAUGGAUUCCCUGAAGUUUAUCAAACAGAGUCUUCACAACCAGGACCUGAGCCCUCAUGAAGCAGCAGUAACAAUUACACUGGCAAUGCAAUUUGCAAGAUCCAAUCAACGUGCUUUCCAAGUUUCGGCUGAAUUAGUAAAAGAUCCAAAGAUACAGAAAUAUCGUCAAGUGUACAAAGCUGCAAUCCUUGCUUAUGGCUCCAUGGUGAAUAAGUACUGUCAACAUCAGAGUGGCUGUCCCGAAGCAGCUUUAGAGCCCCUGCAUGAUUUAGUGGCUGAGGCCCACAGCAAGGCACAUGAAGAGGAUAUAUCCCUGGCACUAAAGGCUUUGGGCAAUGCAGGGCAACCUCAAAGUAUCAAACGGAUCCAGAAGUUCUUGCCCGGCUUUUCCUCCGCUGCUUCCCAGCUCCCAGUCAGAAUUCAGACUGAUGCUGUCAUGGCUCUGAGAAACAUUGCCCAACAAGACCAAAGAAAAGUGCAGGAAAUCCUACUCCAGGUCUUCAUGAACCGCAAUGCACGUACAGAAGUCCGACAGAUGGCAUGUUUGGCAUUGUUUGAGACUAAACCAGGUCUUGCUUUAGUAACAACCAUUGCCAAUGUGGUUGUAAAGGAGAGCAAAAUAAAUUUACAACUUGCAAGUUUUACAUUCAACCAAAUAAAGGCCUUGUCCAGGAGCAGAGUGCCACAUCUUGAACCCCUGGCUGCAGCUUGCAAUGUUGCCCUUAAGAUAAUGAAUCCAGCUAUUGACAAAUUAGGAUUCCGAUACAGCAAAGUUUAUCGAGUAGAUAAUUUCAAAUAUUCUCUAAUGGCUGGUGCUGCUGCCAAAGUCUACAUUAUGAAUAGUGCAAAUACCAUGUUCCCUGUGUUCAUUCUCACUAAAAUCAGAACAUAUGUUGCGGGAGGAGCAACUGAUAUCAUAGAGAUUGGGAUAAGAGGAGAAGGACUAGAGGAACUGCUCAGAAAACAGAACAUUCCAUUUUCGGAGUACCCAAUACGUAAGAAGAUCACACAGAUUGUGAAAACGCUAUUGGGAUGGAAAGCACUGCCUUCCCCAGUUACUCUUCUGUCUGGCUAUAUCAAGAUAUACGGUCAAGAGCUUUCUUUCUCUAAAAUCAACAAAGAAGUAAUUCAAACCAUUAUACAGGCACUCAAUGAGCCAGCUGAAAGACAUACAGUUGUCAAGAAUGUGAUGAACAAGCUUCUUGGAGGGUUUGCUGGACAAUGGGCCCAUGCAUUGCUUGCCACAGAAGUUCGACACAUUGUUCCCACAUCUGUUGGUUUUCCUGCAGAGUUUAGCUUAUAUACUUGCGGUGUUGUCCAUGCAGCCAUCUCAAAUGAUGUAAAGGUUACUCCAACUCCAUCUUCAGGUUUUAGUGUUUCACAGCUCUUGGAAUCUCAAGUGCAACUUCGUACUGAUUUAAACCCAAGUUUAUUAGUACAUGCAGUGGCAACUAUGGGAGUGAAUACCCACUUGAUUCAGAGUGGUCUUGAAUUCCAUGCCAGACUACGUGCAAACCUACCUGCAAAAUUGUCUGCUCGUCUUGAUAUGAAAGAGAAAAUUUUUAAAAUUGAAACAUCACCAUGCCAGCAAGAAGAUGACCUUGUUGUAGUAAGGACUCAGGCAUUUGUUAUCACAAGAAAUGUGGAAGAACUAGACACAGCCAAAAAGACACCAAUUUUGCCAAGAGGAGCAGAGCUAGACAUUCAGAAGAAACACUUUGAGACAGCAGGAAAAGCUUCAGCAGAAGGAGCUAGCGUGAUGGAUGUGUCCUCAGAAAUUGUAUCCAAGAAAUAUGCCUAUUCUGCAGAAGUAGUACAACACCAGUCUUCACAAAGACGUAUUGCAUCAUAUCAUUAUUGUGUUAAAGCUAAAAAUUUUGGCUUCCAAAUAUGCUUUGAUGCUAAACAACAAAAUGCUGCUUUUCUCAGAAAUUCUCCUCUUUAUCGGGCUGUUGGAGAACAUGAAUUCAAAGUCACAAUGAAACCAGCUCGCACUGAUGCACCAAUUGAAAAACUGCAGCUUGAAAUCACAACUGGACCAAAAGCUGCUUCUAAGAUCAAUGCCCUGGUAAAACUAGAAGAAAAUGAAGAUGAACAGCUUGAAGACUCAGAAGUCCAAAUAAGACUGAAAAAGAUUUUAGGAUUAGAUGAUGAGUUUAUGUCCAGAAAUGGAAGCUUACAUCAGAGGAAGAGACAAGACAGAAAACAUCAAAACCAACAGCAAAAACAUCAUAAUUCUAGACAGUUAGUUGAUGAAAUUGUAGAGGCUAAGAAACGUGGUCCAUCGAGCAGCUCCAGCUCUUCUUCAUCAUCUUCACCCUCAUCUUCUUCAUCAUCUUCUUCAUCAUCUUCUUCUUCAUCUUCUUCUUCAUCAUCUUCAUCCUCUAUGUCAAACCGGAGAGAUAAGCAGAGAGGACAACAUGGUCAUCAACAAAGAAGCUCAAGCAGUGAAUCAAGCAGCAAUCAGGAACAAAACAAAAAUAACCAAAAUCCUGGGCAUAAUAGAAGGGCCAAGAGUCAAAGCAGUAGUAGCAGUAGCGAAAGCAGCAGUAGUAGCAGCAGCAGUGGUAGCAGCAGCAGCAGCAGCAAUCGACAAGGACAUAGACACAGAGGCAAACAGAGUAGCAGCAGCAGUAGCAGCAGCAGCAGUAGCAGCAGCAGCAGCAGCAGCAGCAGCAGCUCUGUUAGAGGCAGCAAACAAAGACACCAACAACAACACCAUCAGCAGCAACAAAACAAAGGAAACAAACAAACAGGCAGCAGUAGCAGUAGUAGUAGCAGCAGCAGCAGUUCAGAAAGCAGCAGUCAACAGCUGUCUAAGGACAGGAAGCAUAGACAAUUUUACAAUCUUCGCUUCAAUCCAGCAAACAGACAAAAAAAUACUGGUAAACAAGGUUCACAGUCUUCUUCAUCAUCAUCAUCUUCAUCGUCAUCUUCCAGCAGCAGAGCUUCCGCUGUACAACACAGAAGGAAAUUCAUGGGUGACAAUAAACCCCCAGUUAUGGUUAUCACGGCACGGGCUAUAAGAAAUGAUAACAAAGAGCAAGGUUUCCAGAUAAUCACUUAUGCAGAUUACUCAAGCUCUAAGCCUCAAGUACAAGCCUUUAUUGUGGAUAUCCAAAGAACAAGCAGAUGGAGAGCUUGCUUUGAUGGCAUUGUUGUUAAUCCUCAUCAAGCUGAGGCAAGUCUCAAAUGGGGCCAGAAUUGUCAAGACUACAAGAUUAAACUGAAAGCACAAACCGGUCAUUUUGGUAAUCAGCCUGCAAUGAAGAUGACUGUGAACUGGCCUAAAAUUCCAUCAAAAUUGAAAUCAUUUAGUCGAAAAGUCUCCCAGUUUGUUCCUGGAGCUGCUUAUAUGCUUGGAUUUUCCGAGAAGCUAAAGAAAAACUCUCAGCGUCAAGCAAAACUUGUUCUGUCCUUAAGUUCUCCCAGGACUCUUGAUGUGCUUGUCCAAGUGCCUUGGUUUACAAUGUAUUACCGAGGUAUGAAAAUCCCAGUGUCCAUCCCUGUUGGUCAUCAUAUGCAGCAAGAAGUCCUGCAAGCACCAACAUGGAAUAUGUUCUCAGAAGCACCACGUGUAAUUAUGGAGUCUUUGCAAGGUCAAUGUAAGGUCUCUCAAAGCACAAUCCAAACAUUCAAUGGGGUCAACUUAGCCUAUGCUUUGCCUGAAAGAUGCUCCCAUGUUCUGGUGCAGGACUGCAGCCCUGAAUUGAAAUUUUUGGUGACAAUGAAAAACUCCAAAGACUCCACUUUAAACAAAGAAAUAAAUGUUAAACUUGGCACUUAUGACAUCGACUUAUAUUAUGUAGAGAACAAUCUGAAAAUGAAAAUAAAUGAUGUAGAGUUAUCUGAAGAAAACCUUCCAUAUAGAUCACAUGCUGAUCCAUCUGUCGAGAUUCUUAAAGAAGAAACUGGUGUGACUGUAUUAGCCCCAAACUAUGGUAUUGAAGCUCUUCAUUAUGAUGGUGAAAAUAUCAAGGUAAGAACUGCUAUUUGGAUGAAAGCCAAGACCUGUGGAUUAUGUGGUCGCCAUGAUGAUGAAAAUGAACAGGAGUUCCAGACACCUGAUGGUUAUGUUGCUAAAGAUGAUGUGAGCUUUGGUCAUUCAUGGAUUCUGAAUUCAGAAAGAUGCUCUGAAGACUGCAAAGUUAAGCACUCUCUGGUGAAAUUUGACAAACCAGUAGGACUUUAUGGGGAAAAUGCAAAAUGUUAUUCUGUUCGUCCAGUUUUACAAUGUCUCAAGGGAUGCUCCCCAGUUAAGACUGCAGAGGUCACUACUGGUUUCCACUGUCUUCCUUCUGAAGCAACUCUUGACCUGGCUGAUGAGCAAAUUCACCUGGAUAAAUCUGAAGAUUUCUCUGAUAAGAUUCAAGCUCACACAGCCUGUUCAUGUGAAUCAUCCCCAUGUGCAUAAAAGACAAUGCAUUUUAUUCUUUCUCAGGAAGACUGCAUAGAUUAUAUUGUAAUUUUCUAAAUAUCGGGAAGCUGUUAAUACAUAAUCUGUGUACGUGCGUGAUUUUUAUUUGAGGAAUUAUCAAAAAACCCCAACAAUCUAUAUGUUGUAAUAUAUUGCAUUCCAAAUAAA
Bombina bombina (fire-bellied toad) is the source of this 5709-nucleotide messenger RNA. RefSeq names its product vitellogenin-A2. Gene Ontology annotation, molecular function: lipid carrier activity. Gene Ontology annotation, biological process: lipid transport. The record is from RefSeq and is a predicted model, not a curated record. Lineage: Eukaryota; Metazoa; Chordata; Amphibia; Anura; Bombinatoridae. Bases 1 to 5538 code for a protein of 1845 amino acids. The transcript has 35 exons.